GGAAAGGUCAACGACCUUUGCCAGAUACAAACAUUUACAGCAGAAAGCACAUGUGAACAUCUACUGGUGUAUAUUACCUUUUCUAUGCAAUAUAAUGUGUUUGAUCAAUAUUAUGAUGCUUUCCUAGACAAAGAGCAACAGGGACAUUAUCUUCCAGGUUCGAUAAGUAAGAAAUGCCCACUGUGCUUGUCUAAUUUCUGCUCGACUUGGAGUGACACUGAACUGCAGAGUUUGAAGCAUGGCCGGUAGUGGGUCGCUCGAGGCUCGGCUCUCGGAGCUACACGCGCUGCUUGCCGAGUCUGAUCACGGCCACGGCGCGGUAGAGGCGCACAACCUGGUGGCAGACAUAGCACAGAUCUGUCUGCGGCACACGGCGGAAAGAGAUGUCGCCUACUGCUGUUCUGUGCUAUUCCAGGAGUCAACAGGAAUCACAGCCUUCCUGCGCAAAACUGUCACUCUCGACCAGUACCUGCCCGCAAAGGUAGAGACGCUGUCAUUCCUGCUGGCUUUCUUGGAGAAAAUUGGAAGGAAGAUUCAGCCUCAUGCAGUAGAGGUCAAGGAGGUGUGCAUGGCAGUGUUCAGCAGGGACAGGUUGUCCAGGGUCAAGUGUGCCACAUUCCCUGUCCUUAAGAAGGUCCUGCAGCUGACCAUCCAUUCCCAGCUGGGGGAUGAGCUCAGGGUGUCAGACAUGGUGGACAGGAUGUUCCUGGAACUGACCAUGAAGAGCCAAACUACUGCCACAGGUCUAGUAUCACUUCAAUAA
Molecule: messenger RNA, 763 nt
Organism: Branchiostoma belcheri (Belcher's lancelet)
Lineage: Eukaryota; Metazoa; Chordata; Leptocardii; Amphioxiformes; Branchiostomatidae
Product: DNA-dependent protein kinase catalytic subunit-like
Exons: 5
Coding region: 239-763 (174 amino acids)
Source: RefSeq, a predicted model, not a curated record